Messenger RNA from Oryza sativa Japonica Group (Japanese rice), 2698 nucleotides. Its product is annotated as putative disease resistance protein RGA3. The record is from RefSeq and is a predicted model, not a curated record. Lineage: Eukaryota; Viridiplantae; Streptophyta; Magnoliopsida; Poales; Poaceae. Gene Ontology annotation, molecular function: ADP binding.
CUCGGUUGGGUUCUCUGGCCGCGUCACAGGCUCAUGGUGACGGCGUCAGGUCCGGCGAUGGCCGCCGGGGAGAUCUUCCGCCGGCGCGCCUCCACCAUCCUCUGGCAGGUAGAGUUUCCUGCCGCACAAACUCGCCGGCCGCGCCGCUCGAGCUCGUCCGCGUAUCCACGCCACCGCCGCCCGUGCUGCCCCUGGUUUGCUGCGCCGGAUUAAUCCUCGCUGCCUGACUUCCACGACGGCGCGAUUGGUAGGGUAAAUAUCUUGGGUAGAUAGAUGCAUAUUGGGUGCUGGAUUUCUUGUGAUUUCAAUGCUUUCAUCGACUAGGCCGAUACAAUAGCUAGGGUUGGCUUUGGGCUUUGGCGCGGCCCUAAAUGCGUUGCUCUCUAACUGUACUGAGUGCUAUAGCACGCAUCUAUGAACCUUUCCCAUUCUUGAUGCCAUGAAUUGUUCUCUUCGACAAAGCCUCAUUAAAAUUAUGUAUGAUCAUGGCAAAUCCGCCUUGUGCUCUUCCAAAUGUUCCUAUUCAACAGCUGAAAUCAACAAGCACUCAGUUAGUCCUCAGUGACCCACGUGCCUUUGAAGAAUUGUUGCAUUUAGAUAGCAGCCUGCCAUCCAACUAUUUCCAUGGAUCAACAUCAUAGCAUUUGACUAACCUGCCUAAUUGUCACAGGUCCCACUAGUUCUUGCAAUAGGGCCUGAAAUACCACUUUUACAAUUCCCUUCACAACAGUUAACCAUAGUGACAUUUUUUUUGCCUGCACUUCUUGGUGAUCUUAUAAGCAGAUCCAUAUCCUACAUAUUCCUCAUUGAUAUAUACUACUGGAAUCAAGCAGCGGUGUGGAGGGAGAAUCUGACAUGGUUACAUUGCGGCACUGCUGUCAAUGGAAGCUUUCAAGCUGUGCUGGUUCCAGAUGUUGGCUAAUUCUAAGUUCUUGGUGAUCUUCUCGGCAGGUCCAUAUCCUUCAUAGUUGACAGUUACUACCAGCAGCAUCAGGGUGUGGAGGAGAAUCUACAGAAGUUACACCAUGUGCUGCUGCGGAUCCAAGCCAUCGUUGAGGAGGCGUCAAGUAGGCACAUCACAAAUCAAGCUAUGCUGCUGCAACUUACGAUGCUGAGCAAUAUGAUGUACAGAGGCUACUACUUCCUUGAUAAUUUCAGGUACCGAAUCGUUCGACCGCAUGCUCAAGAUGAGCUGGGUGAUCGCUCUCUUGGCAUGUCCCCUUUCAGUCCAUUUAAGCGGUUGUGCUUCUCCACUAGAACACGGAAAAUUGUAUCUGAAGUUUUGGAGAGAAAAGAGCUGCAGAAGAUGCUUGGUCACCUGGAAACCAUUGUUUCUGACAUGCAGGAGUUUGUUGUGUUUCUAAGCAGCUACCCUCGUAUGGGUCGCCAGCCUUACUGCAGCUACUUGUUGCUAGAAAAUUGCAUGUUUGGCCGCCAAGCAGAACAAGAGAGGGUAAUCAACUUCUUGCUAAAACCAUGCCGCCCUGGUGCAGAAGGCUGUGAUGUGCUUCCGAUAAUUGGCCCAGGCAGGGUUGGGAAGAGCACUCUUGUAGAGCAUGUCUGUCGCGAUGAAAGGGUACGUAAAUACUUCUCUACAAUUGUUUUCUACAGCCCAGAUGGUAUUGGGGGUGAAUACCAUGCGCUUCUUACAGACACCGUUGUAAUCAAACAUCAAAAUCCUUCAUCGACUGAACAAUCAUUGCUUGUCAUUGAACUUUCCAAUGAUAUGGAUGAUGAAACAUGGAGAAGGAUACUGCACAGAUUGAGAAACCACAUAACACCUGUGAGUAAGAUCAUAAUAACAAGUCGAUCAAAGAACAUAGCAACUUUUGGAACAACAGGAGCACUUCAACUAGAUUUUCUCCCAAAAGAAGCAUUUUGGUACUUCUUCAAGACAAUUGCAUUCGGGAGCUCAAAUCCUGAAGAGGAGCCGAAACUAGCAGCCGUAUGUAUGGAGAUCGCCGUCCUGAUGAAUGGAUCGUUCAUUGGAGCACACGUCAUUGGUGGAAUACUCAGGUCAAAUCUUAGUGCUCAAUUCUGGUACACCUUUCUUGAAUACUAUAGAUAUUUCACAGGCUGGUAUAUCCACCUCCAAGGUGAACAUCAGAGCGACAUGUUUAAGAAAAGAAGUGGACUUACUUACAUUUGGUCGUAUAAAAAUUGGUCUGCUGUGACGGCGACAUUCCAUCUUUAUCAAAUAAGUUCUGCGAAUCUGAAUGAUCUGCCCGUGAUACGAACAAGCGAACUUCUUACUAGAGAUAUUAAGCUUGAAGGGAAAUUUGAUGCCCUAGAAUGGCGAUCUAGUGUACCUCCUUACUACAGCUACAUGGUGCAUCACGAGGUACUUGCACGACCGCCAAUUAUUUUUCCUAAGAGGAAGCGAUCCCGGCCGAUCUAACAAGGGUUAGUUUGAUCUAGAACUAGUUUUGAGACAUACUCCGGAGUAUCUCCAUCAGUAUGGCACAGGAAACAACCAUGAUGUUAUAACAGCAAUAGAGUAAUAGACUGAGUUUAGCAAUUUUGUUAAUUCACUUCUUAGCAAGUUAUUCUAGCAAUUAGCAUGGAGUUUCAACUAUGUAUUUUCCCUUUUUGACUGAUAUUAUUAGCUGUGUCCAUCUAUGGUUGGAAGUUUACGAUGUAACUAGCAUGAUGGCCCACGCAGAUUGUGCGGCUAGCAUACUUAUACUCUCAUAUAAUA